GAUUCUGACUUAGGCUCACUUAAUGGGAGGGAAAUGCCUUUAGCAAUUUCACUAAACUCAAUUGGCCCUUUUUUCUCCUGUAUUGUAUCAACAUUGCCAUCCUGAAUCAUGGCUUUCGUUACAUCUUCAUACUCUCUACUCUUAACACAUCUCCUGUCAAUGGAAGCCAGGUUAAUGUACUCAACAGUGGGUGAGAGAGACCAUUUUCUAUCCUUCUCUACUAUCUUAGCACUGUACCUUUGCUUUGCAUAUUGUAUAAAGGUUUUAACUUUUGACAGAUCAGCAGUAGUUGGAUCUGCAGCAGCAAAAAGUGAGCAACGCUGGAUGCCUUGUGUAUCAGGACUGGUAACUUCUGUGGCUGGAAUAGGCUGGCUAGUGGGUAGUUGUGGUUGUAAUUCUGAUGACCACUGUCUUGGUCUCUUGGUAGCAGGAGGACCUUCAGUACUACUUGACGUAGAUGCAAUGCACAUAGAACUUGCAGCUGAACGUCCUCCCAGUGCUUGCUGACUGGGUAAGUAUGACAGGGGUGAGGGAUUGAAGCAUGUACGUUCUGCCACAGAAAGCUGGGGUGAGAAAGUUUGGCUGUGAGGUGAUUUAGCUGUGGUUAAUACAGUGGAAGAAGA
Messenger RNA from Geodia barretti, 623 nucleotides. NCBI's taxonomy places the organism in Eukaryota, Metazoa, Porifera, Demospongiae, Tetractinellida, Geodiidae. The record is from the annotation of a GenBank genome assembly.